GGGUAGCACGCAUGCUCUUCUCCAGCCUUCACAAGGGAAAAAAAGGCAAAGAAAAAAAAAGGCAAAAGAUUUAUAGUAAACGGAAGUAGUCUGGAUUGGUCAUAUCCGCUUAAAUCUCCGCGGAGAUCGGUUCUGUUAUCGUUGCCCGCACUGCAGGAGAGUUUGGAUUCUAACGCCGAGAGCCCGGGGCGGAAGUCGCCAGGGUCCUGUGCGGAGUUCUCUGCGGUGCUGUGAGAGGUCUAAGUCAGGCCACAUCAUCCAGGCUGCAAGAUUUUUCUACCUCACCACAGCUGGCCUCUCUGCUUAACUGUUCUUCUGGGAACCUCUAGACACUCAUCCGGCUUCCAGUCCCUGAGAGAAUUGGAUCUGCCAGCAAAGAGGCAAGAGAGGAAACAUACCUGCUGACAUGAAUUUGCCCAAGAAGCCCCAGAGACUGCACCCACAGGAGCAGGAUGGGUCAUGUGAGCCACUGUCAUUUUGUGAGUCUGUCGAAGGAGUUCAUUUGAUGUGGAUUCACGGCUGAGACUGGUGUCCAUUGAGGAUGUGACUGUGGACUUCAGCCAGGAGGAGUGGCGGCGCCUGGACCCUGCCCAGAGACGCCUGUACCAGGAUGUGAUGCUGGAGAUCUACAGCCACCUCUUGUCAGUGGGCUGCCCUAUUCCUAGCCCCGGGGCCAUCUUCAGGAUAAAGAAAAGAAAGGAGGAACAGACAGGAGAGGUUAAGUCCCCGUCUCGUUGUUGGUGUCAAGAAGUGGAGUCAGAGUUUUACACUCCUCGACAGAAAGCUUCUGAGAAUGCAGCAUUUCAAACCAGUAAGGCAAGUGCCAUCACAAGGCACGGUUUGUGGUGUUCUAUUUUAGAAGAACUGUGGCAAGAUCCUGACCCUGCAAAAAGGGAUCGGCAAAACCAGAUCCCACCCUGGGGUCCUGGUGUUUUCCUCAACAAGAAAACAGAGAAUGCAGACAGAGACUGUGGAUGUAAAGAGCCCGGGGAAAACACUCCCUUAUUAUCCAACCGUAUUUCUACACAACGGGGAGCUCCAAAGUUACUUGCAGAACGUUUGAAUCAUAACCUUGAAGCAAAUGGUGAAGAACAAGGCAAUGUCACAAAACAGUUUAAUGAUAUUGUUACAUCUGGUCACCUUGUCACACAAGACUCUUCUAAGGCUAACUGCACCAUUGCUCAUGAAGGAUGGAAUCCGUGCAAAGGUAACCAGUGCAGAAAAGUUCCCAGACAUAAACAACCACUUGCAAAGAAAGACGUUCAUUCUCAUGAGAAACCAGAUGAAUGCACGGAAUGUGGAGAGGUCUUCUACGACGAGUCUGCUUUCUGUGAACACCAGGCAGCUCACACUGGAGAAGGACUUUUUGUCUCUCACAAGUGUGGGAAAGCCAUCCUCCAGAAGACAGAGUUUACCUCCCAUCAAGAAACUCACCCAGAGAAACCUUAUGAGUGUCCCGACUGUGGGAAAUCAUUUAGUCGAACGUCCAACCUGCAGGUCCAUCAUCGAAUUCACACAGGAGAGAAACCUUAUGAAUGUCAUGACUGUGGCAAAUCAUUCAACAAUACAUCCCAGCUGAAGGUACAUUACCGAAUACACACAGGGGAGAGGCCUUACGUGUGUCCUGUAUGUGGGAAAGCCUUCAAGCAGAAGUCAAUCCUCAACACGCAUGAGAUAAUUCACACUGGGGAGAAGCCUUAUCAAUGUACUAUUUGUGGGAAAUUGUUCAGCUGUCCGUCCCGACUGAAAGUGCAUUACCAGAUUCAUAUGAAGGAAAAACCUUAUGAAUGCGGUGACUGUGGGAAAGGCUUCAAGCGGAAGUCCAGCCUCACCGUUCACCAGAAGAUCCAUAUCAAACAAACACACCAUGUGUGCAAUGCGUGUGGAAAAGCUUUCAACCAGAAGUCAGAGCUCAGCACACACCAGACACUUCACCUGGGGAAGAAUUCUCACAAAUGCAGCGACUGUGGGAAGUCAUUCACGUACGCAUCCCAACUGAAGAUGCAUCAUCGAGUUCACACCGGGGAGAAGCCCUACACGUGCCAGGACUGUGGGAAAUCCUUUAAGUACUCAUUCUCACUGAAUGUGCAUUGCCAAAUUCACAAGGUGGAGAAGCCUCACAAGUGCAGCAUCUGUGGGAAAGCCUUGGCUUCCAAGUACCAACUGGAAGAACACAAGCGAAUUCACACAGGAGAGAAACCUUAUGUGUGUACUGAAUGUGGAAAAGGCUUCCACGGUAGGUCAGGUUUCCUGAGACAUCAGAUAACUCACACUAGGCAUAAACCUUUUGUUUGUCAUAAAUGUGGGAAGGCCUUCUUCCAGAGGUCACAGUUGACAUCUCAUCAGCAAACUCAUACAGGAGAGAAGCCUUAUAAAUGUCAUUACUGUGAGAAAUCAUUCAGUCACUCAUCCCAACUAACAGUCCAUCAUCGAAUUCACACGGGGGAGAGACCUUACAAAUGCAACUACUGUGGGAAGUCGUUCAGCAAUUCCUCCCAACAGAAAGAGCAUCUCCGAAUUCAUACUGGGGAGACACCUUACACGUGUUCCGAAUGUGGGCAGGCCUUCAGUCGAAGAUCAUCCCUCAAUCUACACACGAAAAUUCAUACUGGAGAAAAACACCAUAUAUGUAGUGAGUGUGGGAAAGCCUUUAGUCAGAAGUCAGUGCUGCAGACCCAUCAGAGAAUACACACUGGGGAAAAGCCUUACAAAUGUGGUGACUGUGGAAAAGCCCUGGCCUCAAAGGGCCAACUUCGAGAUCAUCAGCGGAUUCACACAGGCGAGAAACCCUACGUGUGCCCUGAAUGUGGGAAGGGCUUCUUUGGCAGGUCAUCUUUGCAUAGACAUCAGAUAACUCACACUAAGGAGAGACCUUUUGUCUGUCAAAAAUGCGGAAAGACAUUCAUCCAGAAGUCAGCACUGACAUCCCAUCAGCAAAUUCACACAGGCGAGAAACCCUACGUGUGCCCUGAAUGUGGAAAGGGCUUCUACAAUAAGUCAUCUUUACCUAGACAUCAGAUGACUCACACUAGGGGGAGAUCUUUUGUCUGUCAAAAAUGUGGGAAGGCAUUUCUCCAGAAGUAUGUGUUGAAAUGCCAUCAGCGGACUCACACUGGCAAGAAGCCUUAGGAAUGCCAUAGGAAAUUGUCCCAGAACACAAUCCACUGAUGUUCAUCGUCAUUCCUACGUAGAAAUGCAGGGAGGAUGGGAAAUCAUCCAGCAGUGCAUUCCAACUGGAUGUGCAGCACUGGGUCUACACUAGAGAAAGACACUACUGUGCUCUGAGUGUUAAAAGGCUCUUAACAGCAUGUCAGAUUACAAUAAAUACCAAGCAGCUCGUACCAGA
This is a messenger RNA of Apodemus sylvaticus (European woodmouse), 3346 nucleotides long. Its product is annotated as oocyte zinc finger protein XlCOF6-like. Lineage: Eukaryota; Metazoa; Chordata; Mammalia; Rodentia; Muridae. The transcript has 6 exons. The coding region runs from base 616 to 3129 and encodes 837 amino acids. The record is from RefSeq and is a predicted model, not a curated record. Gene Ontology annotation, biological process: regulation of transcription by RNA polymerase II. Gene Ontology annotation, molecular function: RNA polymerase II cis-regulatory region sequence-specific DNA binding; DNA-binding transcription factor activity.